AUGGGCGGCGGGGCGGGCUCAGCACUGAAAGGAGCGCGGCAACGGGCAGCGCGCGCCCCGUCAGCCCCGCCUCACCGUCCCGCUGCGCGCCUGCGCGCUGCCCCGCAAGACGCGCCUGCUCUCACCGGGGAGUGCGAGGUGGGGCCUCCUCAGGCUGGGGCGGGCAGGGAGGACGGACGGAACAAUUUGCAUAACUUCUGUCAUUCUGAAGCACUGCCUGUAUGCUUUCUGGUACAGAAGGUGGAAAUCCUUGACUGGAAGACAAAGAAACAGCUAUGCUUCUUAGAGAAGGUGGAACCAAAUGCCACAAUUAGGGAGAUCAGAUUUAUGUUCUAUAAAUUAUAUCCUCAGUGGUAUCCAGCAAGGCAGUCCAUAAAACUUGAUCCAAAAGGAAAGUCACUGAGGGAUGAGGACAUCCUGCAGCACCUCCCUGUUGGCACAACUGCUACCUUAUACUUUAAAGAUUUAGGGCCACAGAUAGGAUGGACUACGGUAUUUUUGAUAGAAUAUACAGGUCCAUUGUUCAUCUAUUUUCUGUUUUAUUUCCGCAUGCCUUUUGUCUAUGGACUGGAUGAGAGGUUUCCAUCAAGCCCACAACCAGUAGUUAACACUCUUAAAUGCUUUUGUCUUGCUGUUUCUAGCUUGGCAUGUAUCUGCCAUUCUUUCCAUUACAUCAAAAGGUUGAUUGAAACAGUAUUUGUUCAUCGGUUCUCCCAUGGGACAAUGCCACUGAAGAAUAUUCUGAAGAACUGUUUGUAUUACUGGGGAUUUGCAGCUUGGCUUGCUUAUUACAUCAAUCAUCCUCUUUACACUCCUCCUUCUUAUGGGAAAAAGCAGAUAAAUUUUGCUGUGAUCAUGUUUCUGCUAUGUGAAGCUGGAAAUUUUUCAAUUCAUGUUGCACUAAGUGACCUCCGGAGAAGUGGAUCCAAAAUCCGUAAGAUCCCAUAUCCAACAAAGAAUCCUUUCACAUGGCUGUUUUUCUUUGUAUCUUGCCCUAACUAUACAUAUGAGGUGGGGACUUGGAUCAGUUUAACUAUCAUGACUCAAUGUGUUCCAGUGGGACUGUUCACCUUCCUUUGCUUCAUUCAGAUGACAAUCUGGGCAAAGGAUAAACACUGCACCUACCUACGUGAAUUCAAGGAUUACCCAAGUCUUCGAAUGCCAAUUAUUCCCUUUUUGUUAUGA
Molecule: messenger RNA, 1185 nt
Organism: Calypte anna (Anna's hummingbird)
Lineage: Eukaryota; Metazoa; Chordata; Aves; Apodiformes; Trochilidae
Gene: TECR
Product: trans-2,3-enoyl-CoA reductase
Exons: 14
Coding region: 1-1185 (394 amino acids)
Biological process (GO): very long-chain fatty acid biosynthetic process
Molecular function (GO): oxidoreductase activity, acting on the CH-CH group of donors
Source: RefSeq, a predicted model, not a curated record